This is a messenger RNA of Elaeis guineensis (African oil palm), 5375 nucleotides long. RefSeq lists its product as uncharacterized. Gene Ontology annotation, molecular function: 3'-tRNA processing endoribonuclease activity. Gene Ontology annotation, cellular component: mitochondrion. The record is from RefSeq and is a predicted model, not a curated record. Gene Ontology annotation, biological process: mitochondrial tRNA 3'-end processing. Lineage: Eukaryota; Viridiplantae; Streptophyta; Magnoliopsida; Arecales; Arecaceae.
CCCCAACCGGCUCCUUCAAACCCCAAAAACCCUUAAAAUUAGGGGCUGCUCCCAUUAUCACGCAGAAUGCCGCAAAUUUCCUCCAGCCUUAGGCUGCUCCUCCCCUCCACGUCCCCGCUCUCCAAGAAUCCCUUCUCUCGCUUCUCCCUCGCCCCCUUUCUCUUCUCCAAGCCCAGAACUCCCCUCAAACGUCACUUCCCUCUCACCUCCGUGCUCUCCUAUUCCGGUAGGAGGGGAAGAAGGGCUGGCGGCGGCGGCGGCGGCGUCCAUAGGAGAGGCAGGAGUACUAUCAGGGAAGAACGGGGCCGCCGCGGCGUGUUACCCCAGAGGAGAGGCAACAGUACGUUGAGGGAAGAAAGGGGUAGGGAGAGAGCGCCGGAGAUGGAAGAGAAGGAAGGACUGGGAUUCAACAAGAGGAGGGCGGAGGGGAGGGACAAAAGCGGCAAGCCCAAGACCCUCCAGCUCAAGAUGCGGAAGCUGAAUCCUGUCAACACCAUUUGUUACGUUCAGAUAUUGGGGACAGGAAUGGACACACAGGACACCUCACCAUCAGUUUUGCUGUUCUUUGAUAAACAGAGAUUUAUUUUUAAUGCUGGUGAGGGGUUGCAGCGUUUCUGCACUGAGCACAAGAUCAAGUUAUCAAAGAUUGAUCACAUGUUUCUGACUCGAGUGUGCUCAGAAACUGCAGGUGGACUUCCAGGUCUUCUGCUUACUUUAGCAGGUGUUGGAGAGGAAGGAAUGUCGAUCAAUGUAUGGGGUCCUUCUGAUCUUAACUAUUUAGUUGAUGCAAUGCGAUCUUUCAUCCCAAAUGCUGCCAUGGUUCACACACACAGCUUUGGAGUGACACCAGAUGGUGGAGCUAACUUUUCUGGUCCAGAAGUUGGGAAAUCCACAGAUCCUAUUGUUCUUAUUGACGAUGAAGUGGUUCGGAUAUCUGCUAUUCCGUUGAGGCCAAGAUCUUCAGAAAAUACUGUGAGCUUGGACGCUGAAACAAGAUCAGCACUAAAGCCUGGUGAGAUUGCUGUGAUCUAUGCAUGCGAACUGCCAGAAAUAAAGGGAAAAUUUGACCCAGCUAAAGCUGCAUCUCUUGGGUUGAGACCUGGACCAAAAUAUCGUGAACUGCAACUUGGGAACUCAGUCAUGUCAGAUCGCCUCAACAUUAUGGUUCAUCCAAGUGAUGUACUUGGGCCUUCAUCCCCUGGUCCCAUUGUACUUCUGGUGGACUGCCCUACACCGCUUCAUAUCUUUGAACUGCUGUCCAUACAGUCUCUUAAUCCUUAUUACAUGGAUUCUGCUGAUCGACCAAGAGAGAUUUUGAAAACUGUAAAUUGUAUAAUUCACCUGGGUCCAGCUUCCGUGACAAGGAGUGUAGAUUAUCAGAGGUGGAUGAAAAAAUUUGGUGGUGCACAACAUAUCAUGGCAGGACAUGAAAUAAGAAAUAUGGAAAUGCCAAUCCUAAAAUCAAGUGCAAGAAUUUCAUCACGGCUUAGCUACUUGUGCCCUCAGUUCUUCCCUGCUUACAGAUUUUGGUCUCUUCAUCAGAUCAAUGACUUCUCUUUUGAGUCGAAUGAAUCAUGUGAGGAUUCUUCGACUCUGUGUGAAAGCAUUUCAGCUGAAAAUCUUCUUAAGUUUCAUUUGCGUCCUUACUCACAGCUGGGUUUGGACAGAUCUGUUAUUCCAUGCUCGCUAAAUUACGAAGAGAUUGUGGAUGAGCUUCUUUCAGAAAUCCCUGAAAUUGCAGAUGUUUCAAAAUGUAUUAGUCGGUUUUGGCAGAAGAGUCCUUUAGAAGAUAAGCUUAUGAUGCCUCGGAAGGAUGAAAACAUAAUUAUGAUGGAAGAACCUUGGAUGAAUGAAAAUUCCUUGAUUCCAAAUCAAGGGGCAGAUGCAUCUAAAAAGGACCUUCCUUGUUUAAGUGAUGGUUGGACAGAGAAGCUUAAGCACAAUCCUGAUAUUCCAGCUUGUUUGGAAAAUGUGACAAGGGAGGACAUGGAAAUCAUUCUUUUGGGUACAGGUUCAUCACAGCCAUCGAAGUAUCGCAAUGUCAGCUCAAUUUUUGUUAAUCUUUUCUCAAGAGGAAGUUUGCUUCUCGAUUGUGGUGAAGGAACUUUGGCUCAGCUGAAAAGAAGAUUUGGUGUUAAAGGUGCUGAUGAUGCAGUCAAAAGUUUAAAAUGUAUUUGGAUUUCUCAUAUUCAUGCUGAUCAUCACACUGGUCUAGCCAGAAUACUUGCCUUGCGGUAUCAGUUGUUAAAGGGUGUACGCCAUGAACCCUUACUUGUGAUUGGGCCAAGACCACUGAAGAGAUUUCUGGAUGCAUAUUCUAGACUCGAAGAUCUUGAUAUGCAGUUCCUGGAUUGCAGGCACACUACAGAAGCUUCAAUGGAUGCUUUUCUUAACUCUAGUGAUUCAGCAGAAGAUUGCUCUUCCGAACAUUCAGACAACAGGGUUAAUGGGAGUGUGGGGGUUGAGACUGUUGCACCUGGUCAGUUGGAAACAAAUUUAUUUGCUCAGAGCAGUCGAAUGCAAAGCUAUUGGAAAAGACCUGGGAGUCCAGUUGAUGCUGCCAUGGCUCUGCCAGUUCUGAUGAGAUUGAAGGAAGUGCUCUCCGCAGCAGGUUUGGAAGCUUUAUAUAGUGUUCCUGUUGUACACUGCCCCCAGGCAUUUGGUGUUAUUUUAAAGGCUACUAAGAGGGUAAACAGUGUUGGAAAAGUUAUUCCUGGCUGGAAGCUUGUAUAUUCUGGUGAUACAAGGCCCUGCCAAGCUCUAAUAGAUGCCUCCCGUGAUGCAACGGUGCUUGUACAUGAGGCAACAUUUGAGGACAGUAUGGGAGAUGAAGCAAUAGCAAGGAACCAUAGCACAACAAGGGAGGCUGUUGGAGUGGGUACAUCAGCAGAUGCCUACCGCAUCAUCCUCACUCAUUUUAGCCAGAGAUAUCCAAAAAUCCCAGUUUUUGAUGAGACCCACAUGCACAAAACAUGUAUUGCUUUUGACCUAAUGAGCGUUAAUUUAGCAGAUUUGCCUGUGCUUCCAAAGGUUCUUCCGUACCUCAAAGUCCUCUUUAGAAAUGAAACUAUAGUUGAUGAAUCUGAUGAUGCAUUACGGCUUAUCAAAUAUGCGGUGGGAAAGUCAGGCAAUGAGUUUCGGAGGGAAAUGCAACGACAUUCAGCAGCUAUCCGACAGCUUUUUCAUUAUAAGGGCCAGUCGGAUUCUCUGAAGGGAGAUGCUCCAAAUAAGGCUGUCCGUGACACUGCUCAUGAGGCAAGCCAAGCUAUCUUUGCUACUGAUGACAACAAGGCAGCAGCACCAGUCGAAGGUCUUAACAAGCGCAUCCAAGGCUUUGGUAAUACAAAUUUUGAGAUGCCAACAGAAGAUAAGAAGUCUUUUCUCAGUGAAGUGGUGGAACUUGGUAGUGCAUCCAUCAAGCAGGGAUUAAACACCAUUGUUGCUGCCCAUGGGAUACGGAAAUUUGACGAUGGGAGUUACAAGAGCCCAAAUUUGCGGUGGUCUCUAACGACAGAAAGAGAUAGCCUUGAUAAAUAUGAAGGUGAUGAGCACCACAGGGCAAGCUGGACAUCAUCUGGAGUCUCAAAAAAUGUGGCUUCUGGAACAUGGAGCUCAGAUUCAAGAAUGACCAUAACAGGGACAGCAACACAUGAGGAUACUAGCUCAAGUCACUCAGGGGUUAAAAGUCGUGAGGAAAGGCUUUUGGAGACUAUUGUCACUUCUGGAGGUGUUCGUCUGCACCCAACUCGUGAUGCUCUUCAGGCUUUUCUUACUGAGGCAUUGAAACUGGAUGCAGUAUCUAUGAGUCAUGCACUUGAGAUGAAGCUCCAAUCUCAUUUGUGGCAGGUCCGGAUGAAGGCUAUCUGUGUACUGGAAGCAAUUUUGAGGAAAACGGAUGAUGAGCAUUGUUCUAUUAUAGCAUCAUAUUUUAGUGAAAACAGAGAUUCUGUAGUCAGAUGUUCUGAGUUACCUCAAGUUUCUCUGAGGGAAAAGGUGAUCAAGGUCUUAAGUCUUCUAGAUGGGGAGCAGACUAAUGGAGCAAGGAAUGCAGGGGAGCCAUCAGAUGCAAAAGUUGCGCCUGCACCUAUAGUUCAGAUGUCUGACCUAAUUGAUACAGGUGAUCCAGAUGAUUAUGGAAAUGAAGCUUCCACUCAGAAGCAGGGGGAUCAAAGCACUGGGAAUCUAACAUUGCCCACUCCUCUGGUUGAUGAUCUUUUUGAAGGUGACCUUAUUUCUGGACUCAGUACCACUGGGGGUGAAAAUGUGGAUGAUCCAUUUGCAGAUGUAUCAUUUCAUGUCACUGAAGACAAGGAGCAUGAUGAUCUUUUCUCUGGACUGACAGUUGAUGAUAAGAAAUCCAAUAUUGAACUCAAUUUACUUGCUGAUAAUGAGUCUGAAUUGCUCGAUGUUCUUGGUGUCAACUCUGGGCAGCUUCUGCAGGAUACUGGAGCAGAUAGAAGGAAUGUGAAUGAUCUGAUGGCUGGUUUGACUCUCAAUGGAAUGGCCCAAGAUAACAAACAACCUGGACCCGCUGGAGCAUCUGGAGGUGCCUUUCCAGGAGUGACUUUCUUAGAUGGUAGUAGUCAAGCAGGCCAGCUGCCUACAAAAGGAGCAUUUACUGGUAUUCUUGGUUCAGACACCUUGUAUGCUCAGGCGCCCAUGCAGUAUGGCAUGCCUCCAAACAUCAUGUUUAAUCCAGCUUUUGCUGCCCAGCCAAUGAAUUAUGGCGCGAUGGGAUCUUUCAUUGCUCAACAACAAUUACUAUUUCAAAACCUUAGCAAUCUUGAUUCCGGAUUUGGGCAUGUGGCUAGAAAUGCCAAUGGAGGAUAUUCUUCAGCCCUCCCUGAUAUCUUCCAGCUUUCAAAUAAUUCAGUUCAAAGCCAUGGUCCGAUCAUGAACAGCUCGAAGAAAGAGGAGACUAAAGCUUUCGAUUUUAUAUCGGAUCAUAUUGCAGCAGCCCGUGAUUCAAAGAGAGUUCUUUGAAGCUUUUAACAGCACAUGUUUUAAGUUGAGAGAGAGUCAAAAGGAUCAAAACUGGUUCGGUGCUUAAUAGAAGUGCCUCGAGUCAUUCUUUAUCAAUAAUGACAUUUGUGCCUCAAGCUGCAGGAGUUAUACUUCUCCUUACCAGUUUUCAUAAUGUGUUGUCAGGUAUAUAGUUGAAAAUGCUCGGGUGUUGCAGAUAGGAUGGUUCCAGGUUGCUGUAUUUAACUGUGAAACUUAGGCCAUAUGUGCAAUUUGCUGUCUCCUUCAAUAAAUACUGUUUGGGGCUUGUUUGUCACUUAUGUCAAUCGUAUCUUGUCUUAUAUAAUUAGCAUGUGGGUUCAAUGAAACUGAGAAGUUUUCUUCUCUAUUUAUUGUUUAUAUGUCUUAUUUUU